GAGACCAGAAUCCGAUCGGGUUAUUUGGGAAGGACAAAACGACAAAAUGAGUCGGGAAAUUGCUUACUCGACGGAGGUGACCAAACUGCGACACAACAAAUACCUAUGGGCCUCCCGUGUUAUCACUGUCAUGUGGGCCAUUCUCACCGUCUGUUUCGCUAUCCUCAAUGCCGUUGCUUUUGUACAGGCUCAGUGGCUCGGGGAUACAACGGAAUCCCCGGGGGUAGGAUUCUUUGGGCUGUAUGAAUACUGCGAAACGUUACAGGUGGAUGGAGAUUAUUCUUGUAAAGGAGAUUUUAUGAGUUUUGACACCAUCCUUAAUGAUUCCUUCCGUGCUGCCAGUAUGCUUGUAGGCAUUUCGGCACUUCUGUUCAUCGUCAGUGUUGUCUGCCUACUCCUCUUCUUCUUCCUCAAAGCAGACAAAGUCCUCAAGAUCUGUGGCUGGCUCCAAUUAAUUGCUUCCCUUUGUAUCAUGACUGGGUGUAUUGUUUAUCCAAGUGGUUGGGAUGACCCAAUGGUCCGAAAAGUCUGUGGAAAGGAAGCUGCCAAAUACAACUGGGGGAGAUGUAACAUGAGAUGGGCUUUCAUUCUAUCUAUUGUGCUGAUCUUCGAUGGUUUCGUUUUGUCAUUCCUUGCCUUCAUGUUAGCUAAACGUCAAGCUAACCUCUUGCCCAAGUAUAAAGAGGAAAAAUCUGUUGCCAUAGCCAACGGUGGAUACAAUGCCAGUAUAAACGGUUCGUUUGUCAAUCCUGUCAUGUAUCCAGAAGAAGAGAAACAGCCACAACCAUUCAGUACAUUCCACACUCCUUACAGUCAAGAUGAAGUGGACAAUAAGGAUGAAGUUUUCGAAGCUUAUGACCGGGAUCAGGAUAUUCGCCUGUAAAUUUCUGAUGUGAUGAAUUUUUCAGGUUGAUAUUCAGAAGUCUUUCCAUUAGCUAUAAUGCUGCUAACAAACUGAUUUGAAAUUUAUUGUCCAUGGUUAUGAUUUUCUUGCUAAAGAAAUUAUUAGAUACAUUUAUGACAUUAGA
Molecule: messenger RNA, 1028 nt
Organism: Ylistrum balloti
Lineage: Eukaryota; Metazoa; Mollusca; Bivalvia; Pectinida; Pectinidae
Product: LHFPL tetraspan subfamily member 5 protein-like
Exons: 4
Coding region: 47-883 (278 amino acids)
Biological process (GO): sensory perception of sound
Cellular component (GO): plasma membrane
Source: RefSeq, a predicted model, not a curated record